UCACGCCCCCGGGCAGCAGGGUUGCCCCGGCUGUUUGGCCACUGGAGGUUGUUUCUUGGAGCGGCUGGAUCCUGGAGACGUCCUGGACCUUCCCCUGGUUUCUGCCCUCAGGGGUCGGACCAUGGUGGUCCACUCCGUCCGGUACUUGGAAUUAAAAGAAAACAGAGAAUGCUGGAAAUAGUUAGCAGGUGUUGCAUUAACAAGAAGCUGGAUUGCAAUAUAUGGAGUUAUUUUGGAUAACCCGAGUGUUCCACAGAUCUGUUUGCAGUGAGUAGAACGGGGCCUUAAUUUAACACAAUCCGUCCGUCUCCUCGAACAUCAGCCACCAAACAUCUUCCUGACAUGGGGCAAUUAAUAAUUACUGCCUAAUGUUCCAAUUCUGAUUGGUUCUUAUUACUGUCGAUCUUGUCGGCGCUGUCGAGGAAACUGGAUGGAAUUGGUAUUUAAAGAGACCGCGGGAUUGCAACAAAUUACUUGCCUCGUUUGGAUGACUUCCGUGCUCGACUGGAGAAGAAAGGGAUGGAGCAUCGUGUUAUAACGUUUCGUCAUUGUGAGAAAGAUAUUUAUUGUUUUAAUGUACCGCCGGAGUGUCCGAUCUGUGGUCAGAGCCUCUUAGGACGAAGACUGGAGGAUGCCCCGGUCAGUAUUCCCAACUGCUUUGUAGAUGGACAUCAUGAAAAGUGUUCAUUCCUGAUCAAACCUACUAAUGGAUCGUUCCUGAGAGAAUAUGAUGGAAAAGCUGACCUUCAUGUUGGUAUCUCAAAUACUGGGGGAGUUGUGUACAAUUACAUUGAAACUGGUGUCCAGAGAGAUGAUUGUGGUUGGGAGGAAUGUAUUUCUGUUCCACUGGUACAACCAGACAUGUACAACUUAAUUAACCAGUGGGAUCUUUAUUUGGAGCAAUUCUCCACUGCCGAUGUGUGGCUACCAAACAGGUAUAAUGAAUAUGAGCACAACUGCUACUCCUAUGCAUUGACCUUCAUCAAUCGUGUCCUGGUAGCACAAAGUAAGCGGCAGCUGAGCAGGAUGGAAUUUACUGAGAGGUUUGUGGUUCCACGGACAAAGAGAGCCUCCAAAUACAUCACACUUUAUCGAGAGUUAUGCAGAAGCUACUUUUAUAUUGCAGAUGACUCACAAACUGAAGAAUUUAGCAGCCAGUUGUAAAAACAAAACACAAACUAUCAGUGAACAGCUCUUGUCUAAAUUCAUGACUUAAAAAUAUUACUACUAAGCCAGUGAAAUGUGCAGAAAAAUUAAACUUACAUCUGAUUAAUACAAUUAUAUUUCCUGCUAUGUCCAUUAGUUACAAUGUAAUCUUUUAUUAUAAAUUAACCUCUAAUUCUUUUUCUAAACUACACAAAUUAUUGCAAAUGAAAGUAAUAUAUAAAUAAUUGAAGUAAAAGAAUUUUUUUUGGUAAUGAAUAUACUAUUCUGCUGUCAACAAUCCGGAAUUCUGGAGGUGCAUACAUUAUUGUUCUCAAGAUCGUACAAUAAACUUGAAGUUUGAAAACAUUGGUCGAGGUAAAAGGCUACAUUUAUAAAUCUGAAGAGGGGAGCGAAUUAUUGUGGGGCAGUGCGUUGAAUCAAAUGAUCUCAGCAACUCUGGGUUUGAAUGGAAGAAAGCACCAAGGGUUCCUUAUACUGUAUGCUUUGUAGCUGAACUCUCUGGAAAGUGACAAUAAACCUGUCAGUCCUCAACAUCAAUACAAUAUGAAACUGACUUAGCUUCUGCAAUCUCUAAAUGCAUGUGGGAAAUAUUACUGACUGUGCUUCAAGGACUGCCAGUAUUUAGUUGUUCCCACACAGGUCGGUCCUGGACUUGUGCAGAUCUGCCCUAAGGCUGGGACUUCGAGUGAAAAGUGCCAUCAUGCUCUGUCACCAGGCUCAAUCACUGGUCUCCAUGCCCUGUUCAAGAGUGGAGUACCCAUUCAUUUGAAUUGAGA
This is a messenger RNA of Pristis pectinata (smalltooth sawfish), 1943 nucleotides long. Its product is annotated as MKRN2 opposite strand protein-like. The transcript has 6 exons. The coding region runs from base 520 to 1164 and encodes 214 amino acids. Lineage: Eukaryota; Metazoa; Chordata; Chondrichthyes; Rhinopristiformes; Pristidae. The record is from RefSeq and is a predicted model, not a curated record.